UUCCCAGAACAAGGUCGUUCGACGCGACGUCAUUUGUGACAGUAGAGUUUUUUUAAAACAGACGCUUCGAUAUGAAAAAUGUGCCGGUUUCUCUCUCAACUUUUCUAUUUCUUUCAUUGAUUCACGAUGAUUGUCUUUGUUUCCAGGAUCAAUAUCAGUGAUGUGUAUUCUAGCUCCGACAAACAAGCGUUUUUUUCCCUACAUUACGCACACAACUGCUGCUGCUCAUGUAACGACGAUUGUCACAUGGAUAGACAGCUGAUGUAUUUUUAGUACUGGCAGUGAAUAUUGAAACGUAAGCGCAGCCGCGAGAGGAGAAUUUCAAGUAAUCUUUUCAUGGCGGUGCGAGCGAGUGGAUGUACCUUGGAGCUGUCUAAAACUUGUCAAAGUUUCACCGUUACGAAGUCAACCGCGUCGUUUGUAGUGUGCAUUUGGAAAAGAUGGCAGCAAAGGCGAUUCGAGAGGCAACUGGAAAAGACUUAAUCAAUCGCAAACUUCCUCCUGGAACAAAAGCAGCAAAAUGCAGAUUUGCAUCUAUUACGGAAAAUACAAAUUGGACCGAUAUCGCCAACGAACAUCCCUGGCUCAAGAUAGAAAAAUUGGUCGUUAAACCGGAUCAAUUGAUUAAGCGCAGGGGAAAACUCGGAUUGAUCAAGGUGAAUGCAGAUUUAUCUACAGUGCAGGAGUGGAUUGGACAACACAUGAACAAGGACCAACGUGUUGGCAAGGCGACUGGAAAAUUAAAAACAUUUAUAAUCGAGCCGUUCAUACCGCAUAAACCGGAAGAAGAAGCUUACAUCUGUAUCUAUUCUCAUCGUAGAGCCGAUACAAUAUUAUUUCAUCACCAAGGAGGCAUUGACAUCGGGGAUGUAGAUGCUAAGGCUUUGAAAUUAGACAUACCGGUUGGUGGCGAGCUACCCGAUCGAUCCACAUUGAUCGAUAAGCUUCUUACAAAUGUGAUGGAUGACAAAAAAGUGAUGAUUGCCGAAUUCGUAGAAUCUCUCUAUAAGCUUUACGUUAAUUUAUAUUUUACAUAUUUGGAGAUUAAUCCGCUGGUGGUAACAGAUACCGCAAUUUAUAUACUCGAUCUCGCGGCCAAGUUGGAUACUACGGCGGAUUUCGUAUGUAGACCCGACUGGGGGGAAAUCGACUAUCCACCGCCGUUUGGGAGAGACGCUUACCCGGAGGAAGCUUAUAUUGCUGAUUUGGAUGCCAAAUCCGGCGCCAGUCUGAAGUUGACGAUCCUCAAUCCAAACGGUCGUAUAUGGACGAUGGUUGCUGGUGGUGGUGCAUCCGUGAUAUAUUCGGAUACAAUUUGUGACUUGGGUGCAGCCGAUGAGUUGGCCAAUUAUGGCGAGUACUCUGGCGCACCUAGCGAGCAACAGACUUACGAAUACGCAAAAACGAUAUUGAGUCUAAUGACAAAAGAGAAGCGCACCGAUGGGAAAGUGCUCAUUGUAGGAGGAGGAAUCGCCAACUUUACCAAUGUAGCUGCGACAUUCAAAGGCAUCGUCAAGGCCCUUCAGGAAUACCAGCCCAAAUUGGUGGAGUACAAUAUAAAAAUUUUUGUAAGAAGAGCCGGACCUAAUUAUCAAGAGGGUUUAAGGAUAAUACGGGAAGUUGGUAGACGCCUAGGGAUUCCCGUUCACGUGUUCGGCCCCGAGACACACAUGACGGCCAUAUGCGCUAUGGCACUAGGGAAGAAACCAAUUCCCGAUCCAGAAGCUCAAGAAUUCUCAACCGCCAACUUUUUAUUACCUUCGGGCCAAGAUAUCGGACCGUUGUCUUCGUCGUCCAAGAGUAAUUCACAUUCGCCGUUGGAGCAGCCUAAACUGAAGACCGUCGAAGUGGAUUCGGCCGGCGACAGACAACUUUUUAACGAUAAGACGAAAUCAAUCAUUUGGGGUAUGCAAACGAGAGCUGUACAGAGUAUGUUGGAUUUUGACUUUGUUUGCCGAAGAUCCGAACCGUCCGUCGCCGCUGUCGUUUAUCCUUUUACCGGCGAUCACAAACAGAAGUUUUAUUGGGGUCACAAAGAGGUUCUCAUUCCUGUUUACAAACAAAUGAAAGAUGCUAUGGCCAAGCAUAAGGACGCUGAUGUAAUGGUCACGUUCGCCUCUCUAAGAUCCGCUUACGAAAGCACCAUGGAAACGCUGCAAUUUCCCCAAAUCAGAACGAUUGCUAUAAUCGCGGAAGGUAUACCCGAAAAUAUGACCAGAAAACUGAUUUUAACAGCGCAACAAAAGAAUGUGACCAUCGUCGGGCCGGCGACUGUGGGAGGUGUGAAGCCAGGUUGUUUCAAGAUCGGCAACACCGGCGGGAUGAUGGACAAUAUCCUUCAUAGCAAAUUGUACAGGCCCGGCAGUGUCGCCUAUGUUUCUCGAUCCGGUGGCAUGUCGAACGAGUUGAAUAACAUAAUCUCAAAAGCUUCCAACGGCGUACUGGAGGGUGUCGCUAUCGGUGGGGACCGUUAUCCGGGAACCACCUUUAUGGAUCAUAUAAUGCGAUAUCAAAACGAUCCGGACGCGAAGCUGAUAGUACUGCUCGGAGAAGUCGGUGGCGUCGAGGAGUAUGAAGUUUGCGAAGCACUGAAAACUGGCUGGAUCACCAAGCCAUUGGUAGCUUGGUGCAUCGGCACUUGUGCCAGUAUGUUCAGUUCCGAAGUACAAUUUGGCCACGCUGGCUCCAUCGCGCACACCAAUCUCGAGACGGCUUCCGCGAAGAACGCGGCGUUGAAGGCUGCCGGCGCGCACGUACCGGACAGCUUUGACAAUCUCGGUGAUCUCAUACAAACCGUUUACGAGCAGCUGGUCAAGGAUGGCACGAUAGUGCCGGAACCCGAAGUUCCACCGCCGACAGUGCCGAUGGAUUACAACUGGGCUAGAGAGCUUGGUUUGAUACGUAAGCCAGCGUCAUUUAUGACGUCGAUUUGCGACGAACGCGGACAGGAAUUAUUGUACGCCGGUAUGCCAGUGACGGAAGUACUGAAGCAGAACGUGGGCAUCGGUGGCGUCGUCUCGCUUCUCUGGUUUCAGCGCUGCUUGCCACCAACUUAUUGCAAGUUCCUCGAAAUGUCGCUCAUGUUAACGGCUGAUCACGGCCCAGCUGUUUCCGGAGCUCACAAUACCAUCGUUUGCGCGCGUGCAGGCAAAGAUUUGGUUAGUUCUCUCGUCUCGGGAUUGCUCACCAUCGGCGAUCGUUUCGGCGGUGCCUUGGACGGCGCGGCUCGCAUGUUCUCCGAGGCAUACGACGCCGGUCUACAUCCGCAAGAGUUCGUAAAUAAUACACGUAAGAAGGGCAGGUUAAUCAUGGGCAUCGGCCACCGUGUAAAGUCCAUCAAUAAUCCGGACAUGCGUGUCAAGCUCAUCAAGGAGUAUGUGUUGGAGAAUUUCCCGGCGAAACCUCUGGUCGAAUACGCAUUGGAAGUUGAGAAAAUCACGACCAGCAAGAAACCAAAUCUAAUUCUCAAUGUGGAUGGUAUUAUAGCCUGUGCUUUCGUCGAUAUGCUGCGAAAUAGUGGUACCUUUACGAGAGAAGAAGCACAGGAAUAUAUUGAGAUAGGUGCCAUAAAUAGCUUGUUUGUUCUUGGUCGAAGCAUCGGAUUUAUUGGUCACUAUAUGGAUCAGAAGAGAUUAAAACAAGGUCUUUACCGUCAUCCAUGGGACGAUAUUUCUUACGUGUUACCCGAGCAAUAUAAUUAAAGAUAAACGCGCGCGAGCGAAGAAACAGUGACAUUGAUAUUGUCGAUAUAUUGUCAAUCUUGUACACACGGCGCCAUUGAUGCCAUUCCCUGGAUCGAGAGUCUCGCACGACUUUCGACCUUUAUACAUAAUGCUUGAGAUUGAAAAUCACACAAAUAACUUUGGUCACAAUAGUAGAGUUAUACAAUGGCUUUAAUUGUAAUGAUUUUAACCUUAUUUGUACACGCGUGAGAUCGAAGAUUGUAUAACCAUCAAUCUAGGCUAUAUCGCUGGGGAAACUCAUGUCGUUGAGCGUAUAUACUCGCGCAAUGCACGUACUAGUGGACAAAGUCCGCUGUACUUUCAUUUCUCAGAGAAGAUAUUUAUGUAUCAAUAUGAUAUUUUAACCAAUGUAAUAAUCGGGAAGUAUUAUUAGAGGGAGUUUCAUAAAUCGGACGAUUGCAAAGAUAUUUUCAACGAUUUUCCAAUAUAUCGUGUAAACUGAUCGCGUAAAUUUGAAACAAUUCUACUUGAAAAGGCUAUCAAACACAUUCCAUAGCGUGCAUUUUUGCUGGAUUAGCAGAAAGUAGCGGAUGGCGAUCGUCUGAUAUUUGCUUGGAAACUAAUCACAGACAAUUUUUUUUUUUAAUUAAAACUCGGUGGUUAAGUUUGGUAGAAACGUAUCACAAUGUUAUUUUGUGCACAACUCUGAAAUACAACUUGCAAAGAGAAAGUAGACCCUUUGCUACAUAUUAAAAAAGAAUAUAUAAUAUUUAUGAGAACGUUGCUCUCUCUAAAGUUUCUUUCUCUCUCUCGUGUUUAGCAACACCGUGUAUCUACAUACAUUGCACACUUGCCAUACGUGUGUUUCUAGAAAAGUGAAAAUUGGUAAGAUACACUUGUUACAUGUCACUACAAGCUCAUGUGAGCGCAAUCUCAGACUCUCAAAAAUGAAGCACUGCAAGUGGAAAUAAAAGUAUCAAAAUUGUAA
Odontomachus brunneus is the source of this 4671-nucleotide messenger RNA. RefSeq names its product ATP-citrate synthase (gene ATPCL). Bases 441 to 3701 code for a protein of 1086 amino acids. The record is from RefSeq and is a predicted model, not a curated record. Gene Ontology annotation, molecular function: ATP citrate synthase activity. Gene Ontology annotation, biological process: acetyl-CoA biosynthetic process; fatty acid biosynthetic process; tricarboxylic acid cycle. The transcript is spliced from 12 exons. Lineage: Eukaryota; Metazoa; Arthropoda; Insecta; Hymenoptera; Formicidae. Gene Ontology annotation, cellular component: cytosol.